Epithele typhae is the source of this 1695-nucleotide messenger RNA. RefSeq names its product cytochrome P450. The transcript is spliced from 9 exons. The record is from RefSeq and is a predicted model, not a curated record. Gene Ontology annotation, molecular function: monooxygenase activity; iron ion binding; heme binding. The coding region runs from base 1 to 1695 and encodes 564 amino acids. Lineage: Eukaryota; Fungi; Basidiomycota; Agaricomycetes; Polyporales; Epitheliaceae.
AUGGGCUACCUAGACCCUCUCGUCUCUGGGUUCACCGCCGCAGGCGUCUUCGCGACUCUCACGCGCGUCGUCUUCGUCGUGCUCCUCGCUUUCUCCGGCUGGCUCAGCUGGCAGCUCUGGAGGUUCUUCCACCUCAGGCUCUUCAGCAACCUCCUCAAGCUGCCGUCGAAGCCGGGAACUCACUGGCUCAUCGGUGAUUUCGAAUCGUGGGAGGGUCGCUCACCGAUCCUUGCGAUGGAGGAAUGGAAGAGAGACUUGGGCACGCAUACGAUGCUCUGGCGAGACUUGGCUUGCAGUCCCAACAUGUGGACGGAAGACGUGCGGGCGAUAACCCACGUCCUGACACACUCGGCUGAGUAUCAGAAGCCGGAGCUCACCCGCCGCGCGCUCGCGGGAUUGCUGGGGAAUGGGGUGCUUGUUACCGAAGGUGAAGACGCUAGACGCAUCAUGAACCCUGCAUUCGGCCCCGCACAGAUCCGCGAGCUCACGAUCGUGUUCCUCAACAAGUCGAUCGAGCUUCGCGACGCGUGGGACAUCCAGAUCCCGGGGAACUCGUCGCUCCGCAUCGACGUCCUCAAGUGGCUCAGCCGCGCGACGCUCGACAUCAUCGGCCUCGCCGGGUUCAACUACGAGUUCAACGCGAUCAACCCGCGCGGGCCCCCGAACGAGCUCAGCGAGGCGUUCGGCCAGAUUUUCGACCCCGCGAACAGGCCGAGCGCGCUCUCCGGGCUGCGCAUCAUGACGCCCUUCCUGAACGAGCUGCUGCCCGACGCGGAGUCUCGCCGGCAGGCGAAGGCGCAAAGGGCCAUGCGGCGGAUCGGGAUGCAACUCGUUCAGGAGAAGAAGGCGGCGAUCGCUGCGGAGGGGACGAUCAAGGAUACGAAGCUCGAAGAGUCUGGCAGCGGAAUCGACCUCCGCGGGCGCGACCUGCUCACGCUUCUGCUCAAGGCGAACAUGGCGACGGACAUCCCGGAGAACCAGAAGCUAUCGGAUGAAGAUGUCUUGGCCCGUGACUUCCUCGUCGCUGGGCACGAAACUACCAGCACGGCGACUACGUAUUGCCUCUGGGCCCUCGCGCAGGAUCUUGCCGUCCAGGAUAAGCUACGCGAGGAGCUCCUCACUUUCGACACCGACACGCCCACGAUGGACGACCUGAGCGCACUUCCAUAUCUCGACAUGGUCCUUCGAGAGACCUUGCGUCUGCACGCGCCUGUACCGCUGACGUUCAGAGUAGCGACGAAGAACGACGUCUUGCCCUUCUCAGAGCCGAUCAUCGACAAGGAUGGGGUCGCCCACGACAGUUUCCAAAUCACCGAAGGCGACGGGGUCAUCAUCCCAAUCCUCGCAAUCAACCGCUCAGAGGCGCUCUGGGGACCUGACGCGAAGCAGUUCAAGCCCGAGCGCUGGGAGAAGGUGCCAGAGGCGGUUGCCGCCGUGCCUGGUGUGUGGGCGCACCUCAUGAGUUUUAUCGGGGGCCCGCGCGCUUGCAUCGGCUACCGCUUCUCCAUCGUCGAGAUGAAGGCGCUUCUGUUCGUGCUCCUCCGCGCCUUCGAAUUUGAGCUCGCGGUGCCGGCCGCGGACGUAGAGAAGCAGUAUACGAUCGCGGUCGAGCGUCCCGUCGUGGCGAGCGAGAGGGAGAAGGGAGGGCAGAUGCCGCUGCUGGUGAAGCGCUACCGUGCGCAGUCACCCUUCUAG